UUCACUAUGAUUCAGGGAAAACCAUGUCCAUGACAGUUACUCAUUUUGACAGUCAGGCGCCUAACCUAUUCUUCAAAAUCAACUCAAAAUGGGCACACACCACUCAGUGAUGGAUUUAAGUGAAGUACCAGAAACUGUGCUGCUGCAUAUUUUGUCAUUUGUGAAUGAAAAGGAUCUCUUACUUAAGUGUUCCCUGGUUUGUAAAAACUGGAAACGAUUAGUUGACACCCAGACUCUAUGGAAAACUAAAUGUGAAAGAGAAGGAUAUUACUCCUCAAAAUGGUUACCCCUUCCACCAGAUGAUUUUAAGAAAUAUUUUUUUCAAAACCCAUACAAUCGAAAUUUGAUCAAAAAUCCAUGUGCAUUAGAAAAAUUUGAUCAUUGGAAAAUUGACAAAAAUGGAGGAGAUCGAUUUGUAGUUGAAGACAAACCAGUAGGUUGUCAUCCAUUGGAGAAGUUUGCAGACUUUAAAGGAUCAUACAAGUGCUGGGUGACAUCCUAUGGAUGGUGUGAGAAACAUCAGAUUAUUGACUUAGUUAAGGAAGGAUGUUCUUCUGAGGUCCUGGAUAAAAUAAGACCCGAGGUCCAGGUCUCAGAGUGGUAUGCAGCAAGGUUUGACUGCAAGAUGGAGUACCACAUAAAAGUUGAGCUAUUAGAUGCUGAAUCCAAGGUGUUGGAUAAAUGGUCGUUUUCUGAUGAAAAACCAGCAGGCAGAGACUGGUUUCAGGUUGAACAUAUUUUUACAUCAUAUCCAGAAGGAUUGAGGUUUAUAAAAUUUCGACACAAAGGCAAAGAUCAGCAAUUCUGGGCAGGGCACUAUGGUUCCAAGUUCACAAAUGCUAGUGUUAGAUUCAACCUUCAGCACCGGUCUGACAGUGUAGACUCCCCUUCACAGGUGUCCAAGUCUCGCUACUCUUCCUCAUCCUCAGAAUAUGAGCCUGAAUAUAUGUGGAAUGAUUCGGAGGAAAAUGAUGAAGAGGAAGAAGAGGGAGCCAUCUUGUAAUUAUAUCACCUGAUUGCUAAAUGUUGCUCACCCAGGAGAAAGACUUAUGGCUUUGACUGAAUUAAAUGUGAGCAAGGAAGAUAACUGGUUUUUGUUAAUACUUCUGUACCCUAAAAUACUCUGGUCAUGUAUACCAAUAUUGCUUAUUGCUUGGUUACAUGUUUUUCAUAUUUUUGUUGAAUGAAGUAUUCUUUAAUAGUUAGUAUUAAAUAUGAGUGACCUGACACUCACAUAUGAAGAUUUUAAGUAUUUACACAUAUUUUGUCUAUAUGUAUAUGGACAUAUAGUCCAUUUCUUUACUGUAAUUCUCUCAAUAAAGUUUUAUAAAAAGGUA
This is a messenger RNA of Saccostrea echinata, 1337 nucleotides long. Its product is annotated as F-box only protein 6-like. The transcript is spliced from 6 exons. Gene Ontology annotation, molecular function: protein binding; ubiquitin protein ligase activity. Lineage: Eukaryota; Metazoa; Mollusca; Bivalvia; Ostreida; Ostreidae. The record is from RefSeq and is a predicted model, not a curated record. Gene Ontology annotation, biological process: glycoprotein catabolic process; SCF-dependent proteasomal ubiquitin-dependent protein catabolic process. Gene Ontology annotation, cellular component: cytoplasm; SCF ubiquitin ligase complex. The coding region runs from base 89 to 1003 and encodes 304 amino acids.